CCAAUAUGAACUUUGAACUUCAAUGAAUUACAGCGGGAUAUGCCAGUUAGCUUGCUAGCUGGAUAGCUGCUAGCAUAACAAAAUCUGAUGGGAGCUACGAGGAUAGGAUAGGAUAGGUGGUACAGGAGCCACCGACAUCGGCAUUUGACCCAUUGUCUGCCAAGACAACCAACAUUACAGUUCUGUCACGGCGAAUACUUGUGAAUGAUGGAAUGCAAUUGUGGAUUAAGACAUCGAAAAGAUCGAUGGUAUUACUGCCAUACCUGUCAGAUACAGGGACACUGAGAUCAAUUUGUUGGCUCUCUAACAAAUGUCGAUGUACUUCUAGCGAUUCUAACUAGCUAUAACUAAGCAGGCUAGCCGUCGCAAGAUAGACAGGCUGCUAGCAUUCAUAUCUGUCUCUAUAAUGUUAGCUUGCUAGCCAUUCUAAACUUUCUUGUCAUUACCAGAGAAAACGGGCUCUGUCAUUACCAUUUCAGAAUUUCUCGCUUAUUAUUCGUACCCCUCUUCUAAGCGGCUAACAGGUGAUAGCUGUCAUUCACAAGAUGACCGCAAGCUAACACUAAUCCAGCUGCCCAGGUAGUUUGGUUGGGACCUUAACGCGUUAAUACGCUGACUUUACAGAGAAAAUGGGUUGCAACGUUAGCAAGCAAUCUGAGAUAGUUGUGUAAACCUAUUAGCCGGACGAUUCUUCCUACCUUUAACGUUACUUUAUUUUCAUAGCAGCAGCAUUUUGUUAGUCGGGCAGACAUAAUUUAUGUUUGGACAUCACUAAUGUUAACUCCUCUUACAGUCACACUGUAAUGUUAACUUAACAUUUCGUUUCGGUUAAGAUUUGCUCACCCUAAUUUGUGUUAAACGCGAACGUUAGGCUGACUAGUCCGACAUUACUAGAACUAACUGUUAGCAAUUUGAUAAUACUCCACAUAUCUAAUGUUAGUUAGCAUAGCGAACUGGCUACCGUUAAAUUAUCCACCAUAACGUAACGUCAGAUCAUCUUGCUUCCUUUUAGUCAAAUGAUGUGGAUAUGCUGUAUCUAGUUAAGAAACGUUAAAUCCAUUUUCACAAAUCGUCGGUUAUUUCAACCUCCGAAGAAAGGAAGAUAACAUUAGCUACACAGCCAACGUUUAACAACGUGUUAGACAGCAAAAUAGUCAAGUUAACAGUAACAAUAGCGAGCUAGCUUCACUAGCCAGGGUGCCGUGCAGAAGAUAUGGCAGCAGACCUUCAAUCAAAAUAUACCAAACUGGCCCAGGAGUAUUCAAAGCUCCGGGCCCAGAACCAAGUCCUGAAGAAAGCUGUGGUGGAUGAGCAGGCCACCUCUGCUUCAGUGAAGGAUGAGCUGAAGCAGAGGGAGCAGAGCCUGAGGAAGGUGGAGCAGGAGAUGGACAGCCUCAGCUUCAGGAACCAGCAGCUGGCCAAACGGGUGGAGCUGCUCCAAGAGGAGCUGUUGGCCUCUGAGGCAAAGGGCAAGAAGAGCAAGAGUAAAGGAGACUCACCCUCCCAGCCGAACAUGCAGACUCAGAUUGUGUUUGAUGAGGACCUACAGAAGAAGAUUCAGGAGAAUGAGAGGCUCCACAUUCAGUUCUAUGAGGCCGAUGAGCAGCACCGGAGGCAGGAAGCCCAGCUGAAAGCUCGCUUGGAGCAGCUGGAGAAAGGCUCCGAGCAACACCAGGCUGUGGUUGACGGCCUCACCAGCAAGUACAUGGAGACCAUCGAGAAGCUGCAGAGUGACAAGGCGCGAUUAGAGGUUAACGCACAGACAUUGGAAAGGGAGGCCAAGGACUGUCGAAUACGCACAGAGGAGUGUCAGCAGCAGCUGAGAAAGUACCAGAUGGAGCUGAACCGGCAGCUGAAACAAAGCAGCAGUGUCAUCCAGGAGAAAGUGCCCUUCAACGACACCAAAUUUAGUGAUUACAACAGCUUGAACGUUCCUCCACACAACCGGAGGCACCAGCUGAAGGCUCGUGAUGUGGCGGGACAGGCCCUUGGGUUCGUCCAGAACCUGGUGGCGGCCCUUCUCAACCUCCACUCCUACACUGACCAGAGGGUGCACAUCUACCCCCUGGACUCGUCCAUAGAGACCAUCUCCCCCCUCAACCAGAAGUUCUCACACUACCUGAACGAGAACGCGGCCUACGUGCGCCCACUUGAAGACGGCCUUUUGCAGCUGCACCAAAGCAUCACGGAAGACACUGUAACCAUGCUGGAGACGGUUAACAAACUGCAGGACUUCUCAAAGUACUUCACCGCCUACACACACUUCCUUCAGAAGAUCUUGCCCUACCAACUCAAAAGCCUUGAGGAAGAGUGUGAAGCCCCUCUCUGCAGCACCUCCCUCACUUCCAAAAACCAGGAGCUGCAGAAUGACAUGAAGAGAGUUACCUCUGUAUUUGAGAAACUUCAGACCUACAUCAGUUUACUGGCCUUACCGAGUUUGCAGGAGGAUGCCAUGCCUCAGAGCAGCUCCAGCGCGGUGUUCACCCAGCUAGCUGCCUCCCUUCACAGCCUUCACGACGCCAUUAAAGAGAUGUCAAAGCAUUACAGCCAGAAGGCCAGCCUGGAGCAGGAGCUGCCCACGGUCACCCAGAAGCUGCGCACCACCAACGAGUGCCUGCUGUCCUCACUGGGCUCCCUCACAAACAGCACCCAAAAGAUUGCGACCUUCUUCAGCAACAACCUGGACUUCUUCACCUCGUCCACCGGCUACGGCCCCAGGGGGGGCUCGGGGACCCUCAACCCGGUACAGGCAGAGAGCAUGCUGGGUAACAAGAAGCAGGCAUCAGCCUACAUGCAAGCUGUCAGGAAGGCCAGGCCGCAGUCUGUCCCCUACACCGAGGCCCUAACCAACCGCCACGUGCUGACCAGCUCCACGGAGAGUCGAGAGGGACUCACACAGCAGGUGCUGCAGUCUCAGGAGAAGAUUGCUCGUCUGGAGCAGGAGAAGGAGCACUGGCUGCUGGAGGCCCAGCUGGGCCGCGUGCGGCUGGAGAAGGAGACCCAGCGCAUCACCGAUCUUGAGGCCCAGCUCUCCGCCGCGAUGGGGGGUGCUGCUCCCACCGCCCAGGCCCCCGUCACCCCCGCACCCCACGACAGCCCCGGCUCGUCAGGGUUUCAGGACCAGGACUGUGAGGAGAGAGGAGCUAGCAAGGAGGCCACCCAGAGCACGAGCCUGGUCGGCAUGCUGACCACGACGACUUGCAGUGAAGAUGUGAGUGAAGAGGAGUCACGAGAGCAUCUGAUUAAGUCCCAUUACAUGUCGCGAGUGGCCGAGCUCACCUCCCAGCUGCAGAUGGCCGACAGCAAAGCCGUGCACUUCCACGCCGAGUGUCGUGCCCUGGCCAAACGGCUGACCAUCGCUGAGAAAUCUCGUGAGGCCAUGACGGAAGAGUUGAAGGUGGCCAAUCAAAACAUUUCACGACUGCAGGAUGAGCUGGCCACGACUAAGCGCAGUUAUGAGGAUCAACUGAGCAUGAUGAGUGAUCACCUGUGCAGCAUGAACGAGACCCUGAGCAAGCAGCGCGAGGAGAUCGACACACUCAAACUGGGCAGCAAGGGAAAUUCUAAGAAGAAUAAGGGCCGGUAGUGAUGCACCCGGUCCCAAGGACACCGCGAGGGAAACUGGAGGGAUAAGCUAUGGGGCCAUCCAGCACUGUCCUGCCAUCGGCAACGAAGAGAAAGAGAGAGAGAGAGCGAGAGAAGGAGAAAGAGUGCGAGAGCCCACUCUCCUGCAAUUCUCUCUAUCUUGCUGGGGUGCUCUGGGGAGUGAGUGUGUGUGCUGCUCUGCUCUCUUCUAGAGGAAACCUGAUUUAUUUUUUCUUUUCUAUUUCUCCCAUCCGGUUCCAUACACGUGUAUGAACUGUAUUUGUGAAGUGCUUCCUGGAGCUGGCAGGAAGCAGCUGCCCACUGCUCAGCACAUGACGCCCAGCACAGGAGGGGCCGAGCCUGAGGAAGUGCUUAUAGAUUCAGGGGCCCCAACGCUUUACUUACUUACUGUUUGAACGUGUGUGUGUGUGUGAGAGAGGGGGAGUGAGUGUGUGUGUGUGUGUGAGAGAGAGGGAGGUGUGCGUACAUGUGUGUGUGACUGAGAGAAGAGAAGGAAAAUUGUAUGAAUUGUGUGGCUACACACACACACACACACACACACACACACAAACGUGGGAUAAAUUCAUGUCAAACACAAGGACUUUUGUCUUGGGCAUUGGGUGUGGGAUCAUUUUAAUCAUGUGAGCUUGUGGUGAGAAUUCAUUUGUUCAUUUACAUGCGUGACGGAGGCACUGUUAAGGGACUGGCAGUGACAGUUUUUUUGUAUUAAUGUAUAACUUGUAUAAAUUUUAUAUGCAAAGAUAGUUGUAGAUGAGAGCAAAUAUGUACAAUGAAUAUAAAUGCACCAGUAAGUUCAUGAAAAAAAAAAAGAAUAGAUUUGCCUUUAUCUAGUUGGUAUGACAGAGAGGAGACUGAUUUGGACACACACACUUACAGUACCUUCCAAUUGUUUCUCUCAGUGUGUCUGGAGAAAGCUCAAAUAGCCAUUUGGUAUUUGAGGACUAGAGGCCAAGGGAAUCUGGAGAAAAAGAAUUGAUGGGCCUGUUAUUCAAAGUACUUUUAAAGUAGCGCUCUCAUAACUCAACUGUUAAUGGCUGUGCACUGACUUCUGUCUUUAGAGAGGCAGUUUGAAAAUAAAAUAGGGAUCACCAAUGGAUCAAAAAGGGUUACGUAUGAAUAUACACCUCUUGGGAGGGGGGAUCAUGUUUAAUAUGUGUCGUUCAGUGUGCUUUUUCUUUCUUUAAAAAAUGUACGUGCUACAUAGGCAUUUUAUUCAAAAGGCUCUGAAUGUUUCACUGAACCAAUGAAGUUGUUUCAUGUUGACGUGUCGGAAAACAAACACCAUCACUAGAUGUGCAAAGGAAGCAGUGAAAGAGUCGUUGGAGCUGCAAUGCUGCCGAUAGUUUUUUACACCAGUGGUGAUCUGACGUUUGGAAUAGAAAUACAUCUAUUCCAUUUCAUUUUCUGUGUGGCUUAUCAAUGCUAAUUUGUGUGAUGGUGUGUUGGCAAACUGCACAUUCUCCCCCAGUUAAUUGAAAGAGUUUCCUAACAACUCAUAUCAUCGUUUACAUGUGAAGUCAGAUUACUGGCAAGAUAGUUUACAGAUGACAUUUUCCAGUGAAUUUCCAUGCUAUUCUUUUUUUUAUAGGCACAGAAAAAGUUAACCACUGUGAGAACACAAAAUGUGAAUAGAUUGCCAACACACCUCCUUUGAGUGUCUGUGCAGAGAAAAUGUAUGUCAUUCAACUAAAAUUUCCAAAAUUAAAUUAAAAGUGCUACUCAAAA
Alosa alosa (allis shad) is the source of this 5331-nucleotide messenger RNA. It is a transcript of the gene ppp1r21, whose product is annotated as protein phosphatase 1, regulatory subunit 21. Gene Ontology annotation, cellular component: membrane; early endosome. The record is from RefSeq and is a predicted model, not a curated record. NCBI's taxonomy places the organism in Eukaryota, Metazoa, Chordata, Actinopteri, Clupeiformes, Clupeidae. The coding region runs from base 1214 to 3586 and encodes 790 amino acids. The transcript has 22 exons.